Molecule: messenger RNA, 363 nt
Organism: Echinostoma caproni
Lineage: Eukaryota; Metazoa; Platyhelminthes; Trematoda; Plagiorchiida; Echinostomatidae
Source: the annotation of a GenBank genome assembly
AUGGUGCAAUAUGACGGAAGAAGAGUGGACAUCGAAUUCGAUGUGCUUCGUGAAGAUGACCCUGUCGAUCCGGUAUCCCCAUUAAUUGUAGCCAAUCUGAAAAUCGUCCGUACAUCCGUCGGGCUGGCUGGGCCAAUGGAGGCGGGUGAUGACGGACAAGAUGGUGAGCCGGAAACCGGAAUAGAUCGAUCGUUUCGAGAGGCCAUUUGUGCCGCGGAGUGCAACAUGCUGAUAAGCACUGAAGUGCGCCGGGUAACGAUUCCGUCAGCAAAAGUCGAAGACUUAGUUCUACAACUAGUGGGCGAGGUUGCCGAGUUAACCGGUAGAGUGUUGCUCAUAGGUUGCGGAAAUGUGUCUCGUUGA